AGGUUCCGGGGCUGUCCGCUUAACUAGCAGUGCCCUCUUCCAAGGCCACAGGGAUUCUGGAGCUGGCUGCUCAGGACCUCUCCUGAGACCAAGAGAUCUCCUGAGACCAAGAUCCUCCUGAACAGACUUGGCAGGUUUGAACAUGCACUGGCUGUGGAAACUCCAGGGACUCUGCCUCCGAUGGGGGACUUGGAUGCCCCAUCGCAUGGUCCACAUUCGGACCAGGCAUCUGGCACCCCUGCAGUGGGGCCACCAGGAAGUUCCUGCCAAAUUUAACUUUGCCAGUGAUGUGUUGGAUCACUGGGCUGACAUGGAGAAGGCUGGUAAGCGACACCCUGGCCCAGCCCUGUGGUGGGUGAAUGGCAAUGGAGAUGAAGUCAAGUGGAACUUCCGCCAGUUGAGUGAACUCAGCCAGCAAGCAGCCAAUGUCCUCUCAAAGGUGUGCAGCCUGCAGCGUGGGGACCGUGUAGCAGUGGUGCUGUCCCGAGUGCCCGAGUGGUGGCUGGUGGUCCUUGGCUGCAUGCGAGCAGGCCUUGUCUUCCUGCCCGGGACCAUCCAGAUGAAAAACAAAGACAUUCUCUACAGGCUGCAGGUGUCUAAGGCCAGGGCCAUCGUGGCUGGGGACGAAGUGGCCCAGGCAGUGGACACUGUGGCACCUGACUGUCCAUCUCUGAAAACGAAGCUACUGGUGUCUGAGAAAAGCCAGGAUGGGUGGCUGGACUUCAAGACACUACUACGGGAAGCCUCGACCACUCAUUGCUGCAUGGAGACUGGAAGCCAGGAAUCAGCCGCGAUCUACUUCACCAGCGGGACCAGUGGUCUUCCCAAGAUGGCAGAACACUCCCACGCAAGCCUGGGGAUCAAGGCCAAGAUGGAUGCUGGAAAAUGGACAGACCUGCAAGCCACUGACAUAAUAUGGACGAUAUCAGACACAGGUUGGAUAUUGAACAUGCUCUCCUCAUUCCUGGAACCUUGGACAUCAGGAGCAUGCACAUUUAUUCAUCACUUGCCAACAUUUGACCCACUGGUCAUUCUAAAGGUGCUGUCCAGCUAUCCAAUCAACAGCAUGGUAGGAGCACCCAUUGUUUACCGGAUGUUGCUACUACAGGAUCUUUCCAGUUACAAGUUUCCACAUCUAAAGUACUGCUUCACUGGAGGAGAGACCCUCCUUCCAGACACUCUGGAGAACUGGAGGGCCCAGACAGGACUGGACCUCCGAGAAUUCUAUGGCCAGACAGAAACGGGACUGACUUGCAGAGUUUCCAAGACAAUGAAAGUCAAACCUGGCCACCUGGGAACCGCAAUACCCCAUUAUGAUGUGCAGGUCAUAGAUGACAAGGGCAAUGUCCUGCCUCCUGGUACAGAAGGAGAGUUGGGCAUCAGGGUCAAACCCAUCAGGCCUGUAGGCUUCUUCUCUGGCUAUGUGGACAAUCUUGAGAAGACAAUAGCCAACAUUAGAGGGGAUUUCUGGUUGACGGGAGACCGGGGAAUCAAAGACCAAGAUGGGUAUUUCCAGUUCUUGGGGCGGGCAGAUGAUAUCAUUAACUCCAGUGGGUACCGGAUUGGGCCCUCAGAAGUGGAGAAUGCACUGAUGGAGCACCCGGCUGUGGUUGAGACAGCGGUGAUAAGCAGCCCGGAUCCCAUCCGAGGAGAGGUAGUGAAGGCGUUUGUGGUCCUGGACCCACAGUUUUUGUCCCAUGACCUGGACCAGCUCACCAAGGAGCUGCAGCAGCACGUGAAGUUGGUGACAGCUCCAUAUAAGUACCCAAGGAAGAUAGAGUUCGUCUUGGACCUGCCUAAGACUGUCACAGGGAAAAUCCAGCGGGCAAAACUUCGAGACAAAGAAUGGAAGAGGUCUGAGCAAGCCAGGGCCCAGUGAGACCUGCAGGGGGGGUUCCUUUGGAUUCUUAUCCUAUUUCUCCUUUAAUUUCCCUUUGAAUCACCUGCUUUCCCUCUGAGGAUACGAGACUCUUUAUGACACGACAUGAGCUGAUGUUUGUCUUUCCUUGGUUAUUAGUUCAAAAUCUUGCCAUGUUGGCUGUUGAAAAAAGAAAAAGAGGGGAGGAAAGAGAGAGGGGAAAAGAGAGGGAAACAGAGAGAAAGGAAAGAAAAAUGAGAGGAAAAAGAAAAGAACAAUAGAAACAAAUUAGGAAAUGAAAAGGAGGGAGGGAGGAAAGUUGGGAAGAAUUAGAGGGAGAAAGAUAACUUAAAGGAGGAAGAAGGAAGCAAGCAAGGAAGAAGGAAGGAAAGAAGGGGAAAUAAAGAAAUGACUCCAUAACACAGUAAGAAAAACUGAUAAAGAAAAAUGAUGGAAGGCAGGAAAAAUGGGAGAAAAAGUGGAGAGGAGGAAACUGACUCCCCCAAGUAGAUAGAUUAUGACAGACUCAUGCAGAAACUUGGAUCUUAGGAAGGAGACAAGGCUAUGACACCCUAUCAUCCCCCAGGACAAAAACUUCCCUACCGAGAGGCUUGUGGGUAUGGUUGAGACUUUAAAUUAUCCCCAAGUCACUUCAGACUGAGGGGCAAUCAUGACCGGAGUCAGUACCUUCUUUGACAUUGGUAUUAGCGAUAUUUUUUGGAUCUGUCUCCUCAGGAAGUGCAACAGAAACAAAAAAAGCAAAUGCGAUCAUAUCAAACUAUAAAACUUUUUUUUUUGUUUUGUUUUGUUUUUGCUUUUUAGGGCCACACCCUGGGCAUAUGGAGGUUCCCAGGCUAAGGGUUGAAUCUGAGCUGUAGCCACCAGCCUACAGAGCCACAGCAACGCCAGAUGCAAGCCGCAUCUGCAACCUUCACCACAGCUCACAGCACCGCCAGAUCCUUAACCUGCUGAGCCAGGCCAGGGAUCGAACCCGCAACCUCAUGGUUCCUAGUCAGGUUCAUUUCUGCUGAGCCACAAUGGGAACUCCCAAACUAUAAAACUUUUGCACAGGGAAGGAAACCACCAACAAAAUUAAAAAGGCAACUUACUGAAUGGGAGACGAUAUUUGCAAAUGACAUAGCCGGUAAAGGUUUAGAUCCAAAAUACAUAAAGAACUCAUAGAAAUCAAUAUUAAAAACCCAAUUUAAAAAUGGCGAGAAGAACUUAAUAUAUAUCCUUGUCCAUCGAUAGAUGAGUGGAUAAAAAAGAUGCGGUAUAUAGUGGAAUGUUAGCCAUGAAAACUAUGAACUCUUGCCAUUUGUGGCAACAUGGAAGUAUCUGGAGGAUAUUAUGCUAAGUGAAAUAAGUCAGACCAAAAACAAAUUCCACAUGAUUUCACUUGUGUGGAAUCUAGAAAACAAAAUGAAUAAACAAAACAAGACAGAAACAAACUCAUAGAUACAGAGAACAAACUGAUCAUCUCCAGAGGGGAUGAGGGUUUAGGGGGAUGAACAAAAUAGGUGAAGAGAAUUAAGAGAUGCAAACUUCCGGAUAUACAAGAAAUAAGUCACAGGGAUGAACCGAUAAGAAAUAGAGCCAAAAUAUAAUCACUUUUCAUGGUCAUGAUAUUAACUGGUCUUAUUGUUUGAUCAUUUUAUAAUGUAUACAAUUUUUCAUGGUCAUGAUGUUAACUGGUCUUAUUGUUUGAUCAUUUUAUAAUGUAUACAAUUAUAAAUUCACUAACUCACUACAUUGUAUAUCUGAAACUAAUAUAAUACUGUCUGUUCAUUACAAUGCAAUAAUAAAAUAAAGUACCCACCAGAA
Sus scrofa (pig) is the source of this 3682-nucleotide messenger RNA. Its product is annotated as acyl-CoA synthetase medium chain family member 2B. Gene Ontology annotation, cellular component: mitochondrial matrix. Gene Ontology annotation, molecular function: fatty-acyl-CoA synthase activity; fatty acid ligase activity. NCBI's taxonomy places the organism in Eukaryota, Metazoa, Chordata, Mammalia, Artiodactyla, Suidae. The record is from RefSeq and is a predicted model, not a curated record. Gene Ontology annotation, biological process: acyl-CoA metabolic process; fatty acid biosynthetic process.